Molecule: messenger RNA, 6787 nt
Organism: Hordeum vulgare subsp. vulgare (domesticated barley)
Lineage: Eukaryota; Viridiplantae; Streptophyta; Magnoliopsida; Poales; Poaceae
Product: endoribonuclease Dicer homolog 1
Exons: 19
Coding region: 504-6419 (1971 amino acids)
Biological process (GO): siRNA processing
Cellular component (GO): nucleus; cytoplasm
Molecular function (GO): protein binding; ribonuclease III activity; RNA binding
Source: RefSeq, a predicted model, not a curated record
CGACCUCCGUCCUCCUCCCCUCGCCAUAUCGGAGAGAGAGAGAGAGAGGGGAAGAGGAGUGGAGACCAGCAGCAGAGAGGGAGAAGAGAAAGAGUAGCGUUGAUACACCGUCGAAUCGAAUCGGAUCGGAUCGGACCGGGGACAGGGGCCGGGAGCGGGAAGGAGACCGCCGCCGUCCUAUCACCCCCAUAUCGGAAUCGCAUUCGCAUCUCACUCCUCCCCCCCCACUCGCCGGUCGCUUCGAUUGCGUGAUUCGUACGGUUUAUCACCGCCUCUUUCUCUUCCGCUCUCUCGCACGCCACCGCCAUCGCCAGGAGCUGCUCCCUCCCGCGGCGCCGCCACCGGCAGAGCAGCAGCAGCAGCAGUAGUGCCAACAUUCGUUUCCCCCCCUUCCCCUCCCCUCUCCUCUCCCCGCUCCUUCUUCUGAUUCUGCUGCUGGUUGUUUGGUGUGCUGGUUGUGCGUGACGAUUUGUUUGCUGUGCUUGCAGCUGCGGGCGGUGGAGAUGGCGGGAGGAGGAGGAGGAGGUGGCGCGGGCGAGCACCCGGGGGCGGUGUCCUACUGGUACGACGCCUGCGAGGACGACGAGGACGCGUCGCUGCUGUGCGGCAUCGACUUCGCCUCGUCCGCCGACUUCGACCCGGGGCUCAUGCCCUUGCCCGCCAUGGACUGCGGCAUCGACUUCGCCGCCUCCGCGGAUUUCAACCCCGGCUUCAUGCCCGCCAUGGACUGCGGCGGCGUAGACGACGGAUUCGUCGCCGAGAUCGACCGGAUUCUCGAGAGCAUCGACGCCGAGACAGCCCCCGCGCCACAGCCCCCGCCUGUGGCUCCCCCGCAACCGCCGGCGGAGCGGGUGCAGGAGGCUGCUGCUAUUGCGGCUGUGGCCAACAAUGCCGUGGCGGUGGUGUGCUCGGAGCAGAGGAGCCAGGCCGGCGGGCCCAGGAACGAGGCGAGAAGCGUCGAGGCGAGGAAGGAGACGAGAAGCGUCGGGCCGAGGAAGGAGACGACAAGCGCCGAGCCGAGGAAGGAGACGAGAAGGGAGACGCAAGGCGGUUCGGCGAACGGCGGUCGCGGCGGGGAGUGGAGAGACGGGAAGCGUCCUCGGCUCGCCCCUGGGGCUGACGGGGGCCCACGCCCUGAUUCCCGGCGGCGCCCGAUGCUGCCGCCGCCCUCGCGUGGCUGGGAUGAACGGCGCGGGAGGCGCGACUUCGUCGACAGGCCUCGCAAGCGCGACCGCGACCGCGACAGUAACCCUGCCCACCGGCGCGAGGCUCGAGGAUUCUGGGAGCGGGACCGCGGCGGCAAGAUGGUGUUCCGCCCUGGCACCUGGGAGCAGGAGUCUGAGCGCGAGGGAAAGCGUGCCAGGACACAGAACGGAGGCUCCAUGGAGAAGAAUGCAGACGCAGAUAAGGCGGCUUCCGCCCACAAGGAGAAGCCUCUCGCCGAGGAGCAGGCCAGACAUUACCAGUUGGAGGUGCUCGAGCAAGCAAAGAGCAGGAACACAAUAGCCUUCCUCGAGACCGGCGCAGGGAAGACCCUCAUUGCUGUGCUGCUCAUCAAAAGCAUAUGUGACAAAAUGAUGAAGGAGAACAGGAAAAUACUUGCCGUGUUCUUGGUUCCCAAGGUGCCUCUUGUGUAUCAGCAAGCUGAGGUGAUACGCGAGAGGACUGGCUAUCGGGUUGGGCACUACUGCGGAGAGAUGGGUCAGGAUUUCUGGGAUGCUAGGAAGUGGCAGCGAGAGUUUGAUUCCAAACAGGUACUAGUUAUGACAGCUCAAAUUUUGUUAAACAUCCUCAGGCACAGUAUUAUUAAAAUGGACGCCAUACAUCUUUUAAUUUUAGACGAGUGCCAUCAUGCAGUGAAAAAGCAUCCAUAUUCUCUAGUGAUGUCAGAAUUUUAUCACACAACUCCGAAGGAUAAGAGACCAGUUGUUUUUGGUAUGACAGCUUCUCCUGUCAACCUAAAGGGAGUCACUAGCCAAGAAGAUUGUGCCAUCAAGAUAAGAAAUCUUGAGAGUAAACUGGAUUCCGUUGUUUGUACUAUCAAGGAUCGGAAGGAGCUUGAGAAACAUGUUCCCAUGCCUUCUGAAGUUGUUGUCCAAUAUGACAAAGCAGCCACCCUUUGUUCCCUGCACGAGCAGAUCAAACAAAUGGAAGCUGCUGUUGAAGAAGCUGCACUCUGUAGCUCUAAGAGAACAAAGUGGCAGUUUAUGGGAGCCAGGGAUGCUGGGUCUAGAGAUGAGCUGCGCCUUGUCUAUGGUGUUUCUGAGCGUACAGAAAGUGAUGGUGCAGCUAAUUUAAUCCAGAAGUUGAGAGCUAUAAAUUAUGCUUUAGGUGAACUAGGACAAUGGUGUGCUUAUAAGGUUGCACAGUCCUUCUUGACAGUAUUGCAGAAUGAUGAAAGGGCAAACUAUCAGGUUGAUGUAAAGUUUCAAGAGUCGCAUUUAAAGAAGGUUGUUGAUUUAUUGCACUGCCAGUUGACUGAGGGAGCUGCAGUGAAAAGCGAGACGAAUGAUGUUGAGAUGCAUAACACUGAAAAUCACAACCCAAGUGAACUUGAAGAUGGGGAGCUGCCUGAUAGCCAUGCUGUUUCUGUAGGUGAACAUGUAGAUGAGGUUAUCGGAGCUGCCGUGGCAGAUGGGAAAGUUACCCCUAGGGUGCAGGCUUUAAUCAAAAUCCUUCUCAAGUAUCAGCAUACUGAGGAUUUCCGUGCUAUCAUCUUUGUGGAGCGAGUUGUCACGGCAUUAGUUCUUCCUAAGGUGCUUGCAGAGCUUCCAUCUUUAGGCUUUAUCCGAUGUGCAAGCUUGAUAGGUCAUAACAACAAUCAAGAGAUGCGCACAAGCCAAAUGCAGGAUACAAUUGCAAAAUUUCGUGAUGGUCGUGUUACACUGUUAGUUGCGACUAGUGUCGCUGAGGAAGGACUUGAUAUUCGACAGUGCAAUGUUGUCAUUCGCUUUGACCUUGCAAAGACGGUUUUGGCCUACGUACAGUCUCGUGGUCGUGCAAGAAAGCCUGGAUCUGACUACAUAUUGAUGGUUGAAAGGGGAAAUUUGGCACAUGAAACUUUCUUGAGGAAUGCUCGAAAUAGUGAGGAGACGUUGAGAAAAGAGGCUAUAGAAAGAACUGAUCUCAGUCAUCUUGAUGGUACUCUGUUAAAUUCCAUUCAUAUACCACCUGAUUCGAUGUAUCAGGUCGAAUCAACAGGUGCUGUUGUCAGCUUGAAUUCUGCAGUUGGGCUCGUACAUUUGUACUGUUCACAGCUUCCAAGUGACAGGUACUCAAUUCUUCGUCCAGAAUUUAUUAUGCAAAAACAUGAGAAGCCAGGGGGUUCCAUGGAAUAUUCUUGCAAACUUCAACUUCCCUGUAAUGCUCCAUUUGAGAAACUCGAGGGUCCUAUAUGCGGAUCAAUUCGCCUGGCACAGCAAGCUGUUUGUUUGGCUGCCUGUAAGAAGCUGCACGAGAUGAGUGCCUUCACAGAUAUGCUUUUACCUGAUAGAGGAAGUGGGGAAGGAGAGAAGACCGAAAAGAAUGAAGGUGAUCCACUCCCUGGAACGGCACGCCAUAGAGAGUUUUAUCCUGAAGGUGUUGCUGAAAUUCUGAGAGGAGAAUGGAUUUUAUGUGGAAGAGAUGGCUGCCAAAGCACUCAAUUUAUUAAGUUGUAUAUGUAUUCUGUCAAUUGUGUGGAUGUAGGGACAUCUAAGGACCCUUCCCUUGCACAAAUAUCGAAUUUUUCUAUUAUUUUUGGCAGUGAGCUGGAUGCAGAGGUUCUGUCGACACCAAUGGAUCUCUUUGUUGCCAGGACGAUGAUAACAAAAGCAUCUCUUGUAUUCCGUGGACCAAUUGAAGUUACAGAAAGUCAGCUGGUUCUGCUGAAGAGCUUUCAUGUUAGGCUCAUGAGCAUAGUCCUUGAUGUUGAUGUUGAUCCCUCAACUACACCUUGGGAUCCAGCAAAAGCAUACCUCUUUGUCCCUGUAGGAGCUGAGAAGUGUGCAGGUGCUUUAAGAGAGAUCGAUUGGACUUUAAUCAACAACAUUGUGAACACUGAUGCCUGGAACAACCCACUUCAGAAGGCACGACCAGAUGUCUAUCUAGGCACCAAUGAGAGGACACUCGGUGGAGAUAAGAGAGAGUAUGGGUUUGGAAAAUUGCGUAAUGGAACCGCUUUUGGACAGAAGGCACAUCCAACUUAUGGUAUUAGAGGAGCCAUUGCUGACUUUGAUAUUGUUAAAGCAUCUGGCUUAGUUCCUUCUCGUGAUAGAGGGUAUUCAAGUGACUAUCAGAACCAAGGCAAGUUGUUCAUGGCAGAUUCAUGCUGGGAUGCUAAAGAUCUUUCUGGAAUGGUUGUCACUGCUGCCCACUCAGGAAAGCGGUUCUAUGUGGACUGUAUUUGUUAUAACAUGAAUGCAGAAAAUUCAUUUCCUAGGAAGGAAGGCUAUCUGGGGCCUUUGGAAUAUAGCUCAUAUGCUGAUUACUACAAGCAAAAAUAUGGUGUGGAGCUAGUGUAUAAGAAACAACCUCUUAUACGUGCACGUGGUGUUUCCUAUUGCAAGAAUCUUCUGUCUCCUAGAUUUGAGCAUUCUGAAGCUAGAGAAGGUGAUUUUUCGGAGAACGUUGACAAAACAUAUUAUGUCUAUUUACCACCCGAACUUUGCCUUGUGCACCCACUUCCUGGAUCACUCAUUCGUGGAGCUCAGAGGUUGCCAUCAAUAAUGAGAAGGGUUGAGAGUAUGCUUCUUGCAGUUCAAUUGAAGGAAACAAUUGAUUAUCCUGUUCCCGCAGUUAAGAUAUUAGAAGCCUUGACUGCUGCAUCAUGCCAAGAAACAUUCUGCUAUGAAAGAGCAGAGUUACUGGGUGAUGCAUACCUGAAAUGGGUCGUGAGUAGAUUCCUUUUCCUAAAAUAUCCUCAGAAGCAUGAGGGUCAGCUUACAAGGAUGAGGCAGCAGAUGGUCAGUAACAUGGUCCUCUAUCAAUUUGCCCUGAAUAAAACUCUUCAAUCAUUUAUUCAAGCAGAUCGGUUUGCCCCAUCAAGAUGGGCAGCUCCCGGAGUACUACCUGUAUUUGAUGAAGAGACGAGAGAAUCUGAACCGUCCAUCUUUGGUGGGGAGUCAAUACCUGGUAAUGAAUUACAGAAGGAUUAUGACGAUGACUACACCGAUAGCAUUCAAGAGGAGGGCGAAAUUGAUGGAGAUUCUAGCUGCUAUCGUGUUCUCUCAAGCAAGACAUUAGCAGAUGUUGUUGAAGCACUUAUUGGGGUCUAUUAUGUAGCAGGAGGGAAAAUUGCUGCGAACCACCUGAUGAAGUGGAUUGGGAUCCACGCCGAAUUGGAUCCUCAAGAGAUCCCUCCCCCAAAGCCAUAUAAUAUACCUGAGAGCAUAUUGAAAGGCAUUGACUUUGAGACAUUGGAAGGCAUCUUGGGUACCAAAUUCCAGAAUAAAGGUUUUCUUAUUGAGGCUAUAACGCAUGCAUCCAGGCCAUCUUCUGGUGUUUCCUGUUACCAGCGGUUGGAAUUUGUUGGUGAUGCUGUGUUGGAUCAUCUCAUCACGAAGCAUCUAUUUUUUACAUAUACUGAUCUACCUCCUGGUCGCUUGACUGACCUGAGAGCUGCGGCUGUUAAUAAUGAGAACUUUGCAAGGGUUGCAGUUAGGCGUAAGCUGCACGGACAUCUUCGCCAUGGCUCAUCUGCACUGGAAACACAGAUUCGGGAGUUCGUGAAGGAUGUCCGAAAAGAGAUUUCAAAAUCAGGUUUCAAUUCUUUUGGACUUGGGGAUUGCAAGGCUCCUAAAGUUCUUGGAGACAUUAUUGAGUCUAUAGCUGGGGCAGUAUUCCUGGAUAGUGGGUAUGACACCUCGGCAGUCUGGAAGGUGUUCCAACCGCUCCUCGAACCUCUGGUAACGCCAGAGACCCUUCCGAUGCAUCCAAUUAGGGAGCUCCAAGAACGGUGCCAGCAACAAGCAGAAGGGUUAGAAUACAAAGCAUCCCGGGCAGGCAAUGUAGCUACUGUGGAAGUCUUUGUUGAUGGUGUUCAGAUUGGUGUAGCUCAGAAUCCCCAGAAGAAGAUGGCACAGAAAUUGGCGGCGAGGAACGCACUCGUGGUCCUGAAGGAGAAGGAAACUGCAGCAAAGAAAGAGACAGAAAAGGAUGGUGAUAAGAGCAAUGCUGGGUUCACCAGGCAGACCCUGAACGACACUUGCUUGAGAAGGCAGUGGCCAAUGCCGCAGUACAGGUGCAUAAACGAGGGCGGCCCUGCUCAUGCUAAAAGAUUUGUGUACGCGGUUAGGGUGAAUACGUCGGAUCGUGGAUGGACCGACGAGUGCGUCGGAGAGCCGAUGCCGAGCGUGAAGAAGGCCAAGGACUCUGCCGCCAUGCUUCUCCUUGAGCUUCUGAAUCGAAGUUUCCCUGAUAAGCCUGGCGGUAAGAAGUGAUAGCUAUUGACGUUGUUGGUGAUCAUUGCGGUGGCAUCGGCGUCGAGACAUUCGGCAUUUUUACACAGCAUAGAUUCAUUACCCAUUCAGUGCUCUUCAGCUCUGGCAAAUAAGAUAGAUAGACAGGCAGAGCUGAUGAGUGAGAGCAGAGGAUAACUCUUACCAACCUAGUUGAGGCCGCUGGAUGUCAUUAGAGAUUUAUUUACUGUGAGGCAGGAUAAAUAGGAGUUGGCAAUAGCAGAAAGAAAUGGUAGUCUGAUAUAGGAUAGAUCUGAGUGGAGGCCUCUUAAUUGUAUUGUAUUUUGUUGUAACUUGCAAACAUGCAUUAGAUGAUUGAUCCAAGAGAAAUCUGUGGAAUUUUACCCUUA